AUGUCGAUCAUAAGCGUUCUGCUAUCCGCCCUCAACUGGUCAUGGAGCCUCCAGACGUUGCUAGUCGGUGUUGUCGUCAUCAUCACGACGGUGCUGUGGAAGCGGUCUGCAGCAGCCGGCUUGCCGCCCGGACCGAGAGGACUGCCUCUGGUCGGGAACUUGUUCAGCAUGAGCAAAGAUACCCCAGUAGUUUACCAAGAGUGGUCCAAGAAGUACGGGGACGUCUUCACCGUGUACGCGUUUCGCCGUCCGAGGGUUGUUCUGAACGGCUUUAGCGCCAUCCGUGAGGCUCUGGUGACGAACGCAGAUGUUUUCUCCAGCCGUCCUCCCUUCCCAGUUUAUGGGUCGCCAGAUCAGAGUGCAAGAGGAUUGCUCUUGGAGCCGUACACUGCUCGUUUCAAAGAGCACAAGAAGUUCACCAUGUCCGCUCUCCGCGACUUCGGUGUAGGCAAAAGGAGCAUGGAAGGGAAGAUUCUAGAAGAGGCACGAUCACUCAGUGAUGUCAUCACGAAGAAAGAAAAACAGGCCUUCUGCAUCUCUCGGCUGUUGAAGAAUACAACUUGCAACGUCAUCUGCUCUCUCGUGUUUGGUUCCCGCUACUAG
This is a messenger RNA of Branchiostoma floridae (Florida lancelet), 603 nucleotides long. Its product is annotated as cytochrome P450 2C16-like. Gene Ontology annotation, biological process: xenobiotic metabolic process. Gene Ontology annotation, cellular component: intracellular membrane-bounded organelle; cytoplasm. Bases 1 to 603 code for a protein of 200 amino acids. The record is from RefSeq and is a predicted model, not a curated record. Gene Ontology annotation, molecular function: oxidoreductase activity, acting on paired donors, with incorporation or reduction of molecular oxygen, reduced flavin or flavoprotein as one donor, and incorporation of one atom of oxygen; iron ion binding; heme binding. The transcript is spliced from 3 exons. Lineage: Eukaryota; Metazoa; Chordata; Leptocardii; Amphioxiformes; Branchiostomatidae.